Molecule: messenger RNA, 1460 nt
Organism: Engraulis encrasicolus (European anchovy)
Lineage: Eukaryota; Metazoa; Chordata; Actinopteri; Clupeiformes; Engraulidae
Gene: klhdc8b
Product: kelch domain containing 8B
Exons: 5
Coding region: 1-639 (212 amino acids)
Biological process (GO): mitotic cytokinetic process; mitotic nuclear division; nuclear chromosome segregation
Cellular component (GO): midbody; intercellular bridge; cellularization cleavage furrow
Molecular function (GO): protein binding
Source: RefSeq, a predicted model, not a curated record
AUGGCCAAGGCAGGAAGACAUAUCCCUCUCCGCUCCAAUGCUGCUGUCACCUCCAGCGUCAUCACACAGUAUGUGGACCAGUAUGUGGACACAGGAAGCUGCAAGUGGCAACAAGCUCCGAACUCCAGCCAGCUGCCGGUGACGGCGUUCGAGGCCUUUGACCUGGAGGUGAAGAGCUGGACGCGCUACCCGUGCAUCCCCAGCCGGCGAGCCUUCUCCAGCUGCGCGGCCACCGAGACAGCCUUCUACAGCCUGGGGGGCCUCCAGCAGCCCGGCCCCCACAACUUCUACUCACGGCCCCACUUCGUUAGCACCAUGGAGGAGUACCACACAGAGCAGGGUGUUUGGAUGAAGCCCACGAGGAGUUCCCGCAUGAGGGAGAAGCGCGCCGACUUUGUGGCCGGUUGUCUUGGUGACCGGGUCAUCGUCGCAGGGGGGCUGGGUAACGAGCCGACCCCGCUGGCCUCGGUGGAGAGCUACAACCAGGUGAAGAGGAGGUGGGAGUACGUGGCGCCCCUCCCCAGCCCUCGCUGCUCCUGCACCCCCCUCCAGACUCCCAGCAUGCUCUUCUGCAUCGGCGGGGUCUCCCAGGGGCCCAGCAAUGCCGUGGAGGCCCUCUGUGUGAGAGAGAGUGUGUGAGGCGCGCAGGCCGCCAGAAGUGACACUCAGGGCCCCAGCAAGGCCCGCUGUCUGAGAGAGAGAGUGUGUGUGAGUGUGGUCGUCUGACACACACACAACUCAUACAAACUCAUACACUUUGGCUUGAGAUGGGAAGGCCCUCUGUCUGAGAGAGUGUGUGGUCUGACACACACAACUCAUACAAACUCACACACUUUGACGUCAGAUGGGACACAAACCUACACACUGACAGUGCAUCUCUCCAGUCUCUCUUGCUCUGCUACAACACAAGUGUUUAUGUGAUUACAGAGUCAAAGAAAAUCAGGAAAAAGCAGACGGCACCAGACUUUUGAGUGAAAAUGAACAAAACACCUGUCUGGCCUUUUGAACAGUGAAAAGGAAAAUGUGCUGUAUUAAGAGACCACGACUCCCUGAACAUGAUCACCCCUGAUGCUCCUGAACUCUGGAAGUCUCUCACAAGCAAGGAAGCAAAAAUGAACUAAAUUUAUGAAUAAAUGAAAAUGUAAAAGUGAUCUGUACCCCAAAAACGAAACCCAAAAAUCAACAAGAACAGACAACAUUACGGACGCCUUUGAACAGCGAGGCACUUUUCAGGAUCAAAGCAGGGUACUUUUCUGGAAACAAAAAAAUAACAACAAACUGAAAAGGAACUAAGGGCCAUAUCUCUCCGAAAGCCACUUUAGAAACCUGUCGACAGUGGCAGCUUUAGCACUUUUUCUAUUCACCUGAGAGAAAUCAAAAGCGAAAAAGCAAACACAGAAAACAGCAAUGGUGAUUAUGGGGGAAAGUUCUUAUGAAAAUACAUAAACGUAGGCUAUGUA